Messenger RNA from Symbiodinium necroappetens, 666 nucleotides. NCBI's taxonomy places the organism in Eukaryota, Dinophyceae, Suessiales, Symbiodiniaceae. The record is from the annotation of a GenBank genome assembly.
AUGGCCAUUGUGCCACACACGCCGGGCCGCUUAGCGGAACACUACGCCUUUGACAUUUUCCACACCGUCCAUCUGGGGAUCGGGCGAAAUUUUUUAGGGUCGGCUCUGGCUCUUCUAUCCGAGCGAGAAUCCGCUGGAAAUGUCGACGAGCGCUUCAAUGCGAUCACUGAAAAAUAUUUGACAUGGUGUGCGGCUACCUCGCACCCUCCGAUUACACACAAGAUCACGAAGGAUCUCAUCUCGUGGCCCGCCACGACUGACUAUCCUUCUGGGCCGUGGUACAAAGCAGAGCUCACCACAACUUUGUUAGAGUGGUUCGAAUCACUGGAUGGAAAUUUCGACGCGGAUGAUGAAGUGAUGAGCUUGGCUAUGGAAGCCUGCAAAUCUUUGAAUUCUUUUGUGCGUUUACUCUUUCGCUCGGGCGCCUGGCUCAGUGCAGAGGAUGGGGGCCUAGCAGCGCAAUUUGCCUGCAGAUUUCUUCGUCGGUAUUCGCAGUUGGCAAGCUGGGCACUCCGGGCAGCCAUUAUGGAUCCUGCAGCCGAAGCUGCAUUGCCUACAUCAUAUAGCGCUUACCUUAUGGAAGGAUUCCCGAGCAGCCAGGAAAUCUUUGAACCCGGUUUGUUGCUCGACACAGACAUCCGAGGACUUUAUCGGCAAGCCCUCUAG